Molecule: messenger RNA, 1157 nt
Organism: Aspergillus fijiensis CBS 313.89
Lineage: Eukaryota; Fungi; Ascomycota; Eurotiomycetes; Eurotiales; Aspergillaceae
Product: NmrA/HSCARG family protein
Exons: 3
Coding region: 184-1101 (305 amino acids)
Source: RefSeq, a predicted model, not a curated record
GGAAGGCAUGCCAAGGAGGGAACUGUCCCUUGGGGCGUGACGUUUCAAAGAGUAUAAAUGGCCAGUCUGGGCCAGCUUGACCAGGGAAGCAAUUAGCACAACUAACAGUUUCUCUUCGCUACCAUACUAGUACCUUCCCGCCAAUCUAUCAACCAAUUCCUCUCCCCACCUGAUCCUACCGCCAUGUCUCAAAUCCUCACCGUCUUUGGAGCCACAGGCAACCAAGGCGGCUCGGUCAUCAAAUCCGUCCUCGCCGAUCCCGCCCUGUCCAAGCAGUGGACGAUCCGGGCCGUCACCCGCGACCCCACCAAGCCAGGAGCCCAGGCCCUCGCCGCCCAGGGCGUUGAGCUGGUCACCGGCGACAUGUCCUCCACAGAGGCAGCCCUCCCCGCCGUCACCGGCGCCCACACCGUGUUCCUGGUGACCAACUUCUGGGAGACGAUGAGCCGGACCACCGAGGUGGCGCAGGGCAAAGCGGUGGCGGACGCUUCCAAGCGCGCGGGGGUGCAGCACCUGAUCUUCUCCUCGCUGCGGGACGUGACGCAGAUCAGCGACGGCCGCCUGGCCCACGUCAGCCACUUCGACGGCAAGGCCGAGAUCGAGCAGUACAUCCGCGACAGCGGCGUGCCGGCCUCGUUCGUGCUGGCGGGCCUGUACAUGACCAACUUCUUCCAGAUGCUGAACAAGCAGGGCGACACCUAUACGCUGGCCUGGCCGGUGGAUAUGACCCAAGCGCAGGUGCCGUUGUUCGAUCCGGCGGAGGAUACAGGCAAAUUCGUGAAGGCGGCGAUCAAGCACUUCCCGUCCGCCGUGGGCCAACGCAUCCUGGCGGCGGAUGACUACUACUCGCCCCAGAGGAUUGUGGAUGAGUUCCACGAGGUCACCGGGUAUAAGGUCCAGACGGCCCGGAUCCCGGAGGAGGUGUUUAAGUCGUUCUUGCCGGCGCCGAUCGCGCAGGAGAUGCUGGAGAAUAUUCUGCUGCUGGAGGAUCCCGGGUACUACGCUGGGGAGUCACUCGCGCCCUCGCGGGAGCUGUUGGAUGAGAGUGACAAGCCUACUUCGUGGAAGGAGUUUGUGGCGCGCCACAAGGAGAAGUUCUAAGCUAAGAGGGGUUGGUUAUAUGGUUAUAUCUCAAAGUAGUUAUAUAGUGACUUAAC